This is a messenger RNA of Anopheles merus, 2806 nucleotides long. RefSeq lists its product as uncharacterized. Lineage: Eukaryota; Metazoa; Arthropoda; Insecta; Diptera; Culicidae. The annotation marks the transcript as partial. The transcript has 6 exons. The record is from RefSeq and is a predicted model, not a curated record.
UCCGUUUAUUUCCCCCGUUUAUCGCUAAACCGGAUAACAGAUCUGCAGCUCGCGGCCGAGCUGGGCAAAACGCUGCUCGAGCGCAACAAAGAGCUGGAGGCGACGCUGAAGCACCAUCAGAACAUUAUCGAGGAUCACGUGCAGGAAAUAGAGUACUUAACGAAACAGAAUGCGGCCCUGCGCGAGGUGAACGACUCGCGGAUGAAGAUCUACGAGCAGCUGGAGGUAAGCAUUCAGGACCUGGAGCGGGACAAGUACAAGCUGGCGCUCGAGUACCAGGCGGAGAAGAAGCACGUCAAACAGCUGUGUAGCAAUAUAGAGAGCUUAGAAACCAAAGUAGAGGAGCUGACCCGAUCGCUCGAGGAUGCGCGGCGGCAGGUGGAGGCGGACCGGCGAACGAAGAAAACGGAACGGCUGCUAGGUCAGCAGCAGCAGCAAUUGCCCGGGCAGCCCGCUAUUGUAAUCAACAGCCCGACCAGCCAUGCAUCGAAAGACGCCAUACCGAACGCUCCUUCGCAGGAGGGCGUUAGCACCAGUCGACAGACAACCGAACCCUGUCAAUCGGCCAAACCGAUGCCGGCUGGAGCGGCAAAGCAAAGUGAUCCAGCAGCACCGUCGGCCGGUGCGGGUGAGCCACGCACCGAGGAGGAUGGUAUCGAGCAGUGCGAGCGGGACGGGGGGCCCACGGCCGACGACCACACGCUCAGCGAGGACAGCGAGGAGAUGCUGCGCAUCAUGCAGGAGCUCGAGCGCACGCAAAAGUGUCUCCUGUCCGAGCAGGGCAAGGUGGGCGACCUGGAGGAGCAGCUGGCGGUGAUCGCGCAGGAAAAUACCGCCCUGCAGUCGAAGCUGCUGAACGUGCACUCGACCGAGAUCCGGUCCGUGCACGACGAGCUGUCCAUGCUGGAGGAGUUCAGACAAGGGCCGGUGUGUACCCGGUGCCUGCGCGAUCUGGGCGAGCAGCAGGACGAGGACUCCAUCAUCACCGGCACCACCGAGGACGAUGCCAGCCUGAUGGAGCUGAUCCGCAACACGGACUUCCCGCAGACGUACCGGUCGGCGGUCACGAUUGAGAUUGAGCCGACGAAACCGGACAGCCUGGACCUGGCGCUGAGCGAGUGUGCCGGUCCGACCAACCCGUACCGGGAGCUGGUGGAAAAGUACGAGGCCCUGCUGGAGGUGCACCGCCAGCCGCUCGGGCAGAAGUCCGCAACGGCCGCACCGACGGGCGCACCGGGCCCGGCGACCGGUGUGGCCGGCUCGGGCAACAACACGCCGGUGGACAGCUGCCAGCCGCAGCAGCUGCUGGCCGACGCCGCCGACCUGCUGCCCUGCGGUCCGUCCACCCUCGGCGCCGGCGGUGACGACGCGCCCGAGCGGGCCGGGCCGGGCGAGCGGCGGGACGGGCGGGCGGUGGCCGCCACCGAGUGCUCCGAGACGGCCAGCUCCGGCUACUCGGACGAGGUGAGCAACAAGGCGACGCAGACGGACGAGAGCCCGCGCAACUUCCUCUGCACGAUCGCGGACGGCAAGGACUGGCGGUUCAACAUCUACGAGGACGACAGUGCGAUCGACUCGCGGUUCCGCUUCAGCCCGGCCCACCGGGAGCUGUUCCGCGAGAUCUUUAGCGUGCUGCGCAAGGCGGCCGAAAACCGGGACGAGGGCGACCAGCUGCCCCUGCUGGACGACACGAAGCCGGGCGCGGCGAAUCCGGCAGCGGCCCGUCCUGGUGGUGGUGGUGGUGGUGCGGCAGCGGUCACAGUGCCACCGGUGACGCCCGCAAACGACGAACCCCCGACCGGGUUCGGGCUGGAGAAGGAUCAGCAGCAAGGCGCGGCGGAGCAGGAUGACGAGAUCGGCGAGACGGUCAGCUUCGUGUCGUCGUCCGCCGUCAGCGAGCAGUCGUUCGCGAUGUCGGAGUGCAUCACCAAGUCGGAGCGGCGGCGAAUCGCCCGCCAGGCGAAGGCGGCCGGCCGGUACGCGGACGGGGAGCAGCAGGCGAACAGCGGGGCCGAUCCGGCCGGCCAGAAACCGGCCGGCCCGGGCUACAUCCCGCUCGAGUACAUCUCCGUGUCGGUGGGCGUGCGCAAGGGCAAAUCGCGCCGCCGCAGCCACCGGCGGGACGAAGCGCACACACCGCAGGGAGCAGCCGCCGGGGGUGGAGGGAUGGCGGCCACAACGACACCGACCCCGCCGCGCUCGGGAAGCGCCCGCAAGCACCGGACCUCCUUCCGGCCCUGGAACCCGGAACGGGACGGUGGGGUGGCCAUGGCCGCCGCCGACGCCAGCUGGAGUGCCGGGCGCGGCCACCGUUCGGCCACUCCGCUCAGCAGUGCCGGCACCACAACCGCAGCCGCGACGGCGACCGCCACCCCGCCCAGCGCCGCGGCGAUCAAUCCGGGCUCGUCGCGUACCUCCCGGCGGUCGGAGAAGAAGCGCAACGCCACGGCCGGGCUGCGCAACCGGUACGCCGACCUGAUGCAGGACGCGCUCGGCGACGAGGUGGUCGAGUUCCGGCCGUCCUCCGCCUCCCAGCACCUGCACAAGCUGCAGAAGCUGGACCUAUCCUACGCGGAGGUGCUGCGCCGGGCGGACGGGGGCCGCCGCCAAUACAAUCAGCCGCAGCAGCAGCAAUAGGCGCAAUAGCAACACAACACGACAGGGCUCCGCACUCCCGCCGGGUGUCUGCCAAAAGGGGUCGACUGAAUCGGCGCGGGCAAGGGCCGACUGGGCUGGGACGCAUUCCCGCAAGAUUUGGCGGAUUUGGGGUUCAGAUGCAAAUAGAUUUAGAAAGAUGCAAAUAGAA